AUGGCGACUACUAAUAAUCAACAAAAUUCUUUAUACUCCCCCAAAUCUUUACUUCAAAAAUCUUUACAUAAUGAAAAUCAUAAAAAUACAAAACAAUAUUUUAAUAGUCAGUCAAACAAAUUUGCUGCUAAAUCAUCUAAUGUUACUUUUACUCAAGAUACUAAAGGUGGACAUAUUAAUUCAAUUGAUUUUAAUAAAUUAAAACCUAUAAGAAAAUCAAGAGAUUUAGAAGAAAUUGUUGUUACAGACAUGUUUUUUGAUGGUAGGCAAACACAACGUUACAGAGAAGAACGUGAUCAAGAAGAAAUAUAUUAUAUUCAUGAGAGACCUAAUGAAAUAAUGGAAAAAUCAGCUACAAUAAAUUUUUUAACAGAUGAUAGAUUAGAAAAUAAUGAAGAAAUAGAAAAACAACAUUCUGAAAGAAAUAUUACAAAAAGGAUAUAUGAAGAGGAGGAAGAAAUGUAUAAAAAAGAUUCUAGAAUAAUAAAUGAACGUGAUAAUUAUCAUCAAAGUACAUCACAUGCUCAACAUGAGAGAAUAUUAAAUAACAAUUUAUUAUUGGAUCGUCAUCCUCCUAUAAAUUAUCCAAUUAAUAAUAAAAAAGAAUCAUCAUUUGGACAUAAUACAUCAAAUGUUACUUAUAAAUUAAAUAAUUCUCAAAAUAUUCAUAAUACUAAUCAAAAUUCAUACUAUUAUCAAGAAGAAGAAGAAGAUCAUCAUCAUCAAAAAGAAUCUGUAUACGAUAUUGCAAAUAAAGGAUCUAAAGAAACAUAUAUUCCUAUUAAACAAAGAGAACAUUCAACAAUGUCAGUAGAUUAUUCUCAUAAAGAUUAUAAUCAAUCUCGUGCUACAAUUGAAUCUAUUGCAAGGAAUGUUAGUGAAAAUGUUAGAAUUAAACAAAUUGGUGAUACAACAAUCAUGACAGAACACCGUGAUCCAUAUUCAUUUUAUUGGCAAUUGGAUCAAUUUAAAAAACCAGAAGAAGAACCACCAAAACGUCCACCACCAGUUGAUUAUGUAAUAGAUGAGGAAGAUUUACCUGAACCACAAACUUAUUCACCACAACCUGAAGAAAAAUCAAUGCCAUAUGAAAGUCAAUAUUCAAGACCACUUAGAGUUGAAGAACCAGUAAGACAAUUACCGUCUGGUUGGGAAAAACAUGAAGAUCCCUCUGGUUUUUCAUAUUAUUGGCAUGUAGAUACUGGAACUAUACAACGUGAUCCACCACCACCAUCUCCAAAAAUAAGUCAUGAUAAUAAGUAUACACAAAUUAAUACUGAAACACCACCUCCAAUCAUACAACAAUUACCUCCACAACAACCAAUAAUUGAGGAGCAUGCUUUUAAACAAACAACAACCAAAAGAAGAAUUGAAAAGGCUGAUGAAAGUGAUGAGGAGGAGUAUGAUGGUACUAAACCGGUAAGAUUUUUAGUUAGAAGUUUAGGUUGGACAACAAUACAAGAAGAAGAUUUAACAGCUGAUAGAAGUUCAAAGGCUGUCAAUAGAUGUAUACAAGAAUUAAGUAAUGGUUUAAUGGAUAAUGUUGUUAAAUGGGGAGAAGGUAGAGAAUUAAUUAUGGAACUUGAUGAUAAUGAUAUGAUUUUAAUGAAUCCUGAUACAAUGGGAAUUAUUCAUUCUGAACCUAUUAGUCAUAUUAGAGUUUGGGGUGUCGGUAGAGAUAAUGGAAGAGAUUUUGCAUAUGUAGCAAGAGAUCCAACAACUCGUCGUUUCUUAUGCCAUGUUUUCCGUUGUGAUACACCAGCAAAAACAAUAGCCAAUACCUUACGUGAUAUCUGUAAACGUCUCAUCUUAACUCGACGUUCAAAUGCCCUAGAAACUGCUAGUAUGGUUGAUGGAAAUAACAAAAGAAAAGUUUUUGAUAAUAGAGAUGCAAAUAUUUCAACAGAAGAAUUACGUAAAAUUAUAAGAUGUCAUUUUAUUGGUGUAACUCAAGUACCAAAAGCAACAGGAAUUGAAAUUUUAAAUGAAGCUGUUGAUAGAUUAGUUACUCAAGUUCGUCCAGAUAGGUGGAUAUUAGCAGAUGUUUCAAUUGCUCCAUCAUCAAUUGAUAUAAAUGAAGUUAAUGGUCAACAAAUUGCAACAUGUAGAGUAAGAUAUUUAAGUUUCCUGGGAAUAGGACAAGAUAUAAAAAGAUGUGCUUUUAUAAUGCAAACAUCCGAAGAAAGCUUCCUGUGUUAUGUCUUUCAUGUAGAACCAAAUGCAGCAACAAUGGCAAAAACUAUUGAAGCAGCAUGUAAAUUAAGAUAUCAAAAAAUUUUAGAUGCACAUUCAGGGAGACAAUAUUCUUCACUUUCUAGUUAUGAAUAA
Messenger RNA from Strongyloides ratti, 2328 nucleotides. Its product is annotated as WW domain and PTB/PI domain and Pleckstrin homology-like domain-containing protein. NCBI's taxonomy places the organism in Eukaryota, Metazoa, Nematoda, Chromadorea, Rhabditida, Strongyloididae. Gene Ontology annotation, molecular function: transcription factor binding; amyloid-beta binding. Gene Ontology annotation, cellular component: cytoplasm; nucleus. The record is from RefSeq and is a predicted model, not a curated record. Gene Ontology annotation, biological process: regulation of DNA-templated transcription. The transcript is spliced from 3 exons. Bases 1 to 2328 code for a protein of 775 amino acids.